CAUGGAGCUUCACCGAAGAGUUCCUCCAGAGAAGUGGUGCGUCACCUACAAGGAUUUCUACAAGUUCGUUCACGAGAUCAGAAUGUUGUGGUGCAGAGGCCUCAUUGAUGAGCAUGACCUGAAUCCACACCACCACGACCCCAAUUAUGGGCCAAACCUCUACCAAGUCAACGAACAAUAUGUGAAACCUGUGACCUUGAAAGCUGGUGGCAUGAGCUACGCCCUGAUGAAGCACCCUGAGGGGCUGCCCUGUGACGUCUUCAUCUCACAUGCCUGGGCUGAAGGUAUCUUUGAGCUCGCAACACUGGUGGGACAGGGCUGGCCUCGAGGACAUGGACUGAAAAACAUGUACUUGUGCUUGUUGGCCAACCCCCAAAACAGCGUUGGCAGCUGGCUGGAGGGUACCCGAUUGACGGAGACUUCCUUCGCAUUGGCCUUGCGACGCUCCUCCCACGUGUUGGUGAUUCCCAACAAGUCCAUCAGCAUCUACAGUAGGCUCUGGUGUGUCUAUGAAGCAUAUCUAGGAACUGAGUUUCAGAAAACCUGCAUGAUGCCUACGAAGCCCCGGGCCUCUGUCCUCUUAAAGGCCGCCAUGCCCACGAUGAUCAUCCCCUGUUUGCUGGGUGUCAGCAUCGGUGCCUGCUGGGUCUUGCUACCCAUGAAACUGCAGCACACCAUGCCAGCCAUGCCGGAGAAACUCUUGACGUGCAUGUCAUUUUGCUGCAUCUUGACCAUGAUGUCAGCUCUGACCCAUGCGGUCACCAGCAUCUGUGCGAGGACGUGCCGGCUGUGGACCAGGAUGGUUGGCUUGAGAUUGCUGCACAGUCUUUUGAUCCUCUUCGACAGUGCCUUGAUCAUCCCGUGGCUUCAAAUCCCACGGACUGACCUCUCACACUGGGACGCGUUACUACACUCGUUCAUUCCCUUUGCCAUUUUGACCUUUAACAGCUGCCUCCUAGUGCAGUUGAACCAGUACUCAUUGGAAACCAAGGAGUUGGCUUUGCAGGCUGCAUAUCUGGACUUUCAAACCUUGGAUGACGCCACUUGCACAAGCAGAGCAGAUGAGAUUCGCAUACGGGAGGCCAUUAGUGGCCACGAGGAAGAUGUGGACACCGCCAUCCGCGUUUUGAUGAAAGCCGGUGCCUAUAACCUGGAGCUGCGCCGUGCCUAUGAGGAGGGAGAAGACAUCACUGCGUCGGGUACCAGAGACAUUUGCAUCAAGACCUUUCUGGUGGCCGUCCUCUGGAUGAUGUCAACUGUGGACACGUCAGGGGCAGCAGAGGUGCAGCAAGGCUGUCGGAACCAUCAGUGGGCCAAGUGGCUUUGGAUCGCUGCAGCCAUUUCGGCCAUGACCACCGUCAGUCUGCCGCUCUUGAUCUGGAGACUUCAGAUCACGGGACCCCAACGGGCUCUCCACGCGGUGAAGGCAUGGUUAUGUAUGGCCAUGAUGGUGGUUGGAAUUCCCUUGACGCUGCAGAUUGAGAAUCACUUGCUGAAGGGCAUGCACUUUCUCCAAAUCCACAGGCAUCCAAUGCAUAUGGAGAUGCGCUGUCCCUCAGAAGGUACGCUGGUGAUGUUGGUGGUCUUCCGGCCCUGCCUGGCCUUAAUCGCAACGGCUUCUGCCUUGAUCGGACCCUGGAAGCUCCGCUCCAGACUUCGCUCCGUGGGGAGUUUUAUGACUGAAAACACCAUGAACAGCAUGGCCAUGACGGCCGUUCGGACUCGGAGCCGGAGCGGAUCGGGUGGAUCGGGCGGAUCGGGUGGAUCGGGAUCUUUGACAGAGUCACAGAGUGAAAGUCAGUCGUCGGCCUAGUCGGCCUCGCCAUGCCUCGCCUGUGGCCCGUUCCAAAGUUGUUUGGGCCCUGGGGGUUGAUCACUGUCUCACGGAAUGGAUCAAAAUGGAUGACAAACCAUUUCUGGUUGGUGGUU
Cladocopium goreaui is the source of this 1929-nucleotide messenger RNA. The record is from the annotation of a GenBank genome assembly. Lineage: Eukaryota; Dinophyceae; Suessiales; Symbiodiniaceae.